Messenger RNA from Stegostoma tigrinum, 7438 nucleotides. It is a transcript of the gene gltpa, whose product is annotated as glycolipid transfer protein a. Gene Ontology annotation, molecular function: ceramide 1-phosphate binding; ceramide 1-phosphate transfer activity. The transcript has 5 exons. Gene Ontology annotation, cellular component: cytosol; cytoplasm; membrane. Gene Ontology annotation, biological process: intermembrane lipid transfer; ceramide transport. The coding region runs from base 97 to 726 and encodes 209 amino acids. Lineage: Eukaryota; Metazoa; Chordata; Chondrichthyes; Orectolobiformes; Stegostomatidae. The record is from RefSeq and is a predicted model, not a curated record.
CGCUGUUAGGGUCCGGGUUGUCCGCAGUUUGAAGCGGCGCUGUGCUGUUUGUUUCCUCCUUGGGAGGUUUCGUGUCGGUCGGUCGGCCGGCCAGCCAUGGCGAUGUUAGCCGAGCAUCAGUUCAAGCAGCUGCCGGCGGACAGGCAGAUCGAUACCCGGGCUUUCCUGGACAGCGUCUCUUACCUGCCGCCCUUUUUCGAUUGCCUUGGGUCAACAGUGUUUUCACCAAUCAAAGCAGAUGUGACUGGCAACAUCACUAAAAUCAAGAAUGUAUAUGAGACGAAUCCCACAAAAUUCAAAACAUUACAACUAAUUCUGGAAGGAGAAAAAGAACAAUAUGGCACUGAGUGGCCAAAUGUUGGGGCUACAUUGGCGCUAAUGUGGCUAAAAAGGGGUCUGAAGUUCAUACAAGUUAUGCUGCAAAGCAUCGCAGAUGGGGAGCGGGAUGAAUCAAACCCAAACCUCAUUCGAGUCAAUGCUACAAAAGCAUAUGAGUUAACUUUGAAGAAGUACCACAGCUGGAUUGUACAAAGACUUUUUUCUGCCGCAGUUUAUGCAGCACCAUAUAAAUCAGACUUUAUGAAGGCCCUAUCGAAGGGCAGAGAGGUGAAAGAAGAAGAAUGUAUAGAGAAAAUCAGGCAGUUUUUAGUCAACUUCACUGUCACUAUUGAUGCAAUCUAUGAGAUGUACACCAAAAUGAAUGCAGAGUUGGAUUACAAGGUCUAACACUCGCACUGUCUGCCUUUCUUACUCUCUUCUUCUCACCCUUUUCUCAGCAAUAAAUUAGCUAAUCACUGUGAUUUUGAUAACUUUUUAGGUUGCUGUUUCUACAGGGUAAUGGUCAUUAACCAGCAUUAGUUAGUGUGGAAUUUGGCAGAGGAGACACUAAGAUGGUGUGUACUCCUGAACCUUAACACUGUAAUCACAUUCAAUUAAAUCACAAUAGAUCAGGUCCAUCCAUCCCCUACAUCCUACUAGCUAUUGAUUUCUUUGAUUUGAUAGUGCAGGGUGUAUUGUUUUCUAAUGUGAAUUUCCUUUGCUUGUAUUAAUAGAUCAUAACACAGCUAGUAGGAACUGCAGAUGCUGGAGAAUCUGAGAUAACAAGGUAUACAGCUGGAUGAACACCAGGCCAAGCAGCUUCAGAAGAGCAGGAAAGCUGACGUUUCAGACCUGGACCCCAUUUUCUGCAGAAGGGUCUAGACCCGAAACGUCAGCUUUCCUGCGCCUCUGAUGCUGCUCGGCCUGCUGUGUUCAUCCAGCUCUACACCUUGUGAUCUCAUGUAACAGAGCUAUAGGCUUUUGAGGUUACUCCCAAAUACGUUUGUAACUUUUUGUCAGGAAACUUUUGAUUAUAAAGGAACUGUUGAGGUCAGUGCGAAAGCUCAGCUUAUAAACAUUUAAUUUUCUAAAAACUUCCAUGGGCAAAGGCUGACUUCAGUUGUUUUAAACCAAGCAGUUCAUGCUGAUAAAUGAAAUAUGUCUUUCUUAAAACAAAAAAAUCAUUUUCUGAAAUCAUCAUAAUUGGAUUACCUGGCCGCUCAAUUGUCUAAUUCCAGUGCACCAAAUCCAUUUAUUGUCUCUCCUUUUUCUCCUUUAUUAAUGGUGCUGCUCUCUGCUAGGGUAUGGUGACAGUGCCAGUACAUUGCCCAGGUUGUGCUACCUUACGUGAACCUGGAUGAUAACUAUUGGCUGGGUUGUAGAGGGAUGCUGCACAUAGCACGUGGCUAAAUAGUAAUUCAGCGAGAAUCUCUUCCUGUUUUUUCUCUCUUCUUCACCUUUCUCACAUCCUCCAAACAAUUGGGGCUGAAUCUGGAAGAUGCCCACAAAAGGUUGACUAAUUUGGCGCAGACUCACAUGCUGUCUGUGACAAUCCAAUAUGACUACUUCAGUUCCAUUAAACAAUCAUUUUGGCCAUUUUUUGAAAUUUUUAUAAAAAGUGAAAAAUGGGUUUCAGUUUGUGUAAUUUAGAAAAUUCAAUCUGGACCAUUUCAGUAAUUCGACACAAGUAGAACAUUUCUUGGCUUUGUUCACAAAAGGUUGUUAGGGACUUUGGUUUUUUUUUAGAUUCCCUACAGUGUGGAAACGGGCCCUUCGGCCCAACAAGUCCACACCGCCCCUUGAAGCGUCCCACUCAGACCCAUCCCCCUAUAACCCACACACCUCUGAACACUACAGGCAACUUAGCAUGGCCAAUCCACCUAACCUGCACAUCUUUGGACUGUGGGAGGAAACCGGAGCACCCGGAGGAAACCCAUGCAGACACGGGGAGAAUGUGCAAACUCCACACACAGUCGCCCAAGGCGGGAAUCGAACCCAUGUCCCUGUCGCUGUGAGGCUGCAGUGCUAGCCACUGUGCUGCCCCACAUGAAAUUGUUGCUAUUUUUCCAUGCGUCUUAUUUGGAAAGCUGCCUGUCUGGUCUUUCCCCUCUUGUUUAUUAAAUCUUUGGAUCAGCGCAGGAUAUCCAAAAUAUGCCACUGAUUUUUAAUUUUAAAUGGCACUAACAUUUUAGUCAGAGGCACAGACGUUGUGGAGCCUGUGGAAGAGGAUGCUCUAGGUCCAUGUCAGUAAAGCUAAAACAAAAUGUUUCCAAAUAAACUUAAACCAGGCCUGAAGUGCUUUUGUUUAAGGAAGGCGUAAGCUAAACCUCUGAGUUUAAUAAAUUCAAAUUGUCCUUUCUAAUUUUGAACUUUAUCCAUUUUAACUAUUUUAUCACCUUGUGAAGAGAGAGUCUUGCUAUUUGUUCAUGUGCUGAUUGUAUGUGGUGAUUUUUAUUUUGCCAGUCUCUAUUCCCCUUACUGCUGAGUUCUCUUAUCUUGCAAUGUGAAAUGUAUAUUUCACUUCUGGGUUUUACUAUCUCCCAGUCAUAGCCAGUUCAGACUCUGCUCCUUUUGAUAAUAUAGUUUUGAUUGAGUGGAGAUAUUGGAUGCAAGUUAACUGGUCCAGUUUUUAAAUAUGUUGCAAGUUUUUUUUUCACCAUCCAGUGACCUCUGUUUAAUCAGGAAUAUCAUCCUUCAAUGAGUCUUUCAAACCUGAGACUAGCCAGUGGGCUCGCGUUGAGCUCAACAGAAUUAUACACUAGCAGAGAUAACAUUUGAAACUUCCUGUUCUAUUCUUAACUUAACAACAGGUGGUUACUUUACCUGUUCGUGUGUGUGUGGCCUUAAUCUUUUUAUAUUCUUAAAGCUGGAACUAGUAACACAAAUUACUACUUGGGAUUGUGGGGCUCAUGACAAUAAUCAGUUGAAUGCUCCUGACUCACAAGCACAAGAGGUAGAUAAUUCAGCAUUAACUUAAUCGCAUUUUGGAAGCAAAUAGCGAAGUAGAGCUUUUCUUGUGAAAUGUAAAAUUAGUGCAAUAAGAAGUUUUGAGAUGGAAAAUUAAUGAGUAGAGGGCAUUUGGAAUCCAGCAGUAAUGUCUAUAAUCACUUGAUAGUGAAGACUUGGAAAAGGCUUGCAUUCCUGUACACCAAGUUUGCUCAUUUUGAACACUAGUUUACAAAAUCCAUAUAAAAGUCAAGGAAGGAAGGCGCAAUAAUACCCUUUUUGUUCCUACAGUGGUCAGAUUGGGGAAAUAUAGAAAUUUCUGGCAGAUUAUGUAUAACUUUAUCUGACUUUGAGCACAACUGUGUUUUGUCUUUGUCCCAAAUGAAAGACCAGAAGGAUGGACUGCACAGUGGAGUAUGGGGGAAAUUGGUGGUCCCAUGACAGUAGUAACUAAAACCUUGGUGCCAUCUCGUUGCUGCUUGUUUUAAUGAUUUUUUUUUUUGGAAACCUGGGCAAACCAGGUUCAUUUCUAGCAAUCUGAGACCAUGUUUUAAAUUACAUUGAGACCUAUUAGCUACAAUAGUUUGAAGUUAAUGAAAUAUUCAAAGAUAAAUGAAGCUUUUUGAUUUUUUGGGGGAAAGGAAAGAGGGUUUCCACUUUAAUAGUCUCUGAAGAUCUUUCCCGAGAACUGCUUCCAUAGAAAUAUGUAAUUCAAAUAUGUUUGAUGUUGAAUAAGAGAUAACAAGGUGUAGAGCUGCUUGAAUACAUCAGGCCCAAGCAGCAUCAGAGGAGCAGGAAGGCUGACAUUUUGGGCUAGACCCUUCUUCAGAAAACAUGUUUGAAGAUUGUUUGGACUGUUUCAGUCUUAAUAUAGGGCUAUGUGAAAUGGCCUUUGCAUAUUCUGAUAUGCUUAUUGACUUUGCUGAUCUUUUGUGCUUGUAUAAUAUCUUGGUUUAAUUAAAUUCCUUUCUCUUUUGGAUUUGUUAAAGAAUAAUGGAGUGGAAUAAAUAGUGUAUUCAGGGAAAUUUCACUAAUGCCAUUUUUUUUCUUUUGGACCACAGCUUUUAUAACCAUAAGGCAUGACAUUUUUUAAUUCUAAAAAUUGCAGUUGCUGCGUUUCGUGACUGAAACUUUUCUCCCCCUCCCUCAGUACUUUUUUUCUACCUCACCUAAACUUUUAGCGUAAAGUAUCCAAUCUUGCCAGGCAUGUAGAGAGAGAUAAUGGGAACUGCAGAUGCUGGAGAAUUCCAAGAUAAUAAAAUGUGAGGCUGGAUGAACACAGCAGGCCAAGCAGCAUCUCAGGAGCACAAAAGCUGACACUUCGGGCCUAGACCCUUCUUCAGAGAGGGGGAUGGGGAGAGGGAGCUGGAAUAAAUAGGGAGAGAGGGGGAGGUGGACCGAAGAUGGAGAUUAAAGAAGAUAGGUGGAGAGAGUAUAGGUGGGGAGGUAGGGAGGGGAUAGGUCAGUCCAGGGAAGACGGACAGGUCAAGGAGGUGGGAUGAGGUUAGUAGGUAGCUGGGGGUGCGGCUUGGUGUGGGAGGAAGGGAUGGGUGAGAGGAAGAACCGGUUAGGGAGGCAGAGACAGGUUGGACUGGUUUUGGGAUGCAGGCAUGUAGCCUUGUACUUUCCCUCACUCUGCCCAUCUGUGAAAACUAGUGCAUUCCCCUCCCUCUUGAGUUCCAUUGUUUCCCUGCACAAGUACCUAUGCCUCGUGGUAAAAGCACUGCUGAGAAUUAUUCAGAUGGAUUUAAGUUUCAGGUGAUUAGAUGUGUGGCCAGGAUUGGUAAGGCAGUGUCAAUGUUUGCACUGUAAUUACACAAUGUGUCAUACCGUUAAUUGUACAUGUGAAAUAUUUUUGACCUUGUGGUAAAAGUGAACUAAAACUAACCUGAAUGUGUGCACUUGCUGAGUUUUAUUGCCAGUUGACUGAGGGUAUGACUACUUUUGGGCAAACAAGUUUUUCACUGAUUUUAAAAAUCACUGGCACCAUCCAUUUAUUGCUAUCUGCACCGAUUAGUCCAUUAGUUUAUAGCAUUGCUAAUGAUAUUGAGUUUGCUAUGUAUAACACAUUCUUACCAUGUAUUGCAAGGUGGCAGCCAAUCCUAGUGCAUGGCAAGCUGAUCAGCAUCUGAAGGGGGUGAAUUAAUGUUUGAGGUCCAUUCAUCAGAACAUGAUUGACUGUACUAGAGAUGUUCGUUCAUUCUUUCUUUCUAAGAAUUGGACAUGGUUGCCAGUUGUGAAGGGCUACUUUUUCAGAAUAAUCUUUUUACCUUGACUACUUGAUGUUGAAACCUGUAGUGGGAUAGCAGAGUGGCUCAUAUCCUGGAAGGAGGAAGUCAAAUGGAGACCUUCAUUUUUAAUUCUGUGCUUUGAUUCAAAUAUUAAGCUUUUGCUUUGUGCAUCCAGGCAGCAGCAUCCAUUCUUUAUUUCAAAUUUUUAAAUACUUCUGCAUUUUCCACUUAAUUUUAACCAGGAGUUUUAAAGCAUCAGAAGUUCCUUACUUCUGGUGUUGCCUAAACCUGCUUCCUGCACCACUGCCUUCUGAUGCACUGCUGACACAAAGCAAUGACAUGUUUGAAAGGCAAAACAAGAUCUGUGGCUGUUUUGUUUUGGAGGAUCUUUUUUAACAUAAUUGACCCAGUUAGAAUCUCUCUUUCCUUUUAGUUUUACUUUGUAACUUCUAAACUUUUGUAAAAAAGUUAUAAAUACUGCAGGAAAGUGUCCCCAAAUUGAAAUCUUGUUACUGAGCGGAUCAUUUCCUGUAAUCAGUUGCUUUAAGAAUUGACAAACUGGCUGCGGGUUGUGCUUGGAUCAUUAGAUUAGCUGAGAUUGUUUUGUGCUGUUCAUGCACUACAGUUACUGCUGUUUAGAGUGGACAGAGUGUGAGAACACUAAUUAAAUUAACCUUUUCCCUUGUUUCAGAUGGUCAGUGUACAUUUUUCUUGAGGUCAGCAUGUGACAUCUGACCCUAAAUUUCAUCAGGGUUGGCUGGGAAAUAUGGUAGUUCAGAUCAUAGUUUUAAACAGCUUCAGUUAAAUGAUUCAUUUUAAUGUUCAUUUUCCUUUCCUAUCAUCCUGCUACCUUAUUAAACUUCUCCCAUUUAUUAUUUCAGGAAUGUGCCGUUGUUUGUUCCACUGUUAAUAAUUGCUGUUGAGGAACGCAGUAACUGUAAAAUGAAUAUUGUAUUUGAACAGAGAUAGUAGGAACUGCCGAAGCUGGAGAAUCUGAGAUAACACGGUGUGAAGCUGGAUGAACACAGCAGGCCAAGCAGCAUCAGAGGAGCAGGAAAGCUUACGUUUUGGGUCGGGACCCUUCUUCAGGAAAAAAAAAAGGGUCCUGAAGAAUGUUUUGGGACAGAACCCAUGUCAAACUUUCUUGCUCCUCUGAUGCUGCUUGGCCUGCUGUGUUCGUCCAGCUUCACAUGUUGUAUUUGAACAUGUAUUUUACUGGCUUGAGUGGGACGUGGGCCUUAAACAUCUAAUCUUAAUGUUCAUAAACUUCCAUUUUUGGACUCUUCUUUUGUUCAAAUUUGCUCAUUGAACUGGUUUUGGAAUUCUCUUUGUGCAUAAGAUCAGUAAAUUUAUAGAUUUGUUUGCAGGAUCUAACUAGUCUUAGACCAUGUUUAUAAAUUGUGUUCCACUCGAGUGAAGGAUUCCUAUUUGUUUCUUUUUUCAUAUUGGAGAAUGUGCUAUGACAGAGGCAGUCUCAGCAUCAGGAUCCAAUGUCAAAUAGUAUUCUUUUUACAAUCUUUCCCUCCUGGGCUGAGAAUACUUAUUAUUAAAAACAGUAUGUGUUGUGGACGCCCUUUCUCAGUACCAAACCCAGAGGGAUGUUCUUAUCGUGAUUUUGGAUGGAAUUUUCUGCCAGACUACUGAACUGUAAAGGGCACAGUGUAGCCUGAUCUGUAUGGCCAGAUUGCCAGGGUCCUCUUAUUGCAUCAUCUGUCAUUGACUAAGGCAGCACUGGUGCAUUUGCUGACAGGCAAACUAAAAUGCAUUCUGGUUUGUGUUUUAUUUUCAUUGAAAAUGGAUUAUAAUUACUUUUUUUUUGAAGGAGUACUGAUGGAGAGACUUCCUUAACUUGAAUCCUAAACCCUCAAAUGUCUUACUUUAAAAGUUUAACUCCAGUAAAAUUGUUUUAACUACAAUAAAACCCCAAGCCUAUUUUGUCAAAA